CCUCUCUUCAAUUCCGCGGCCAUUGCACACAGAGAAGGCACACCACAGAAAACAGGCAACUGGGAAAUUAAAUCUCUCUAUUAAAUUUACGAUCACUAUCCCAUUUUGGCUUCACACGAAUAAUCUGCAUCCAAAUUAUCCACAAUUUCAUUUAUAAAUAGAAGAUCUCUAACAUUUUAUAUUAUUAUACUGCAAUAAAUUCAAGGAAAAAAAAAAUGCGUUGUUGCUACAGCAGAAGUAGAAGCUUAUCUAGUGUGGCCGCCAUGGCCCCCUCUCUUGUUGCACCAAGCUCUGUGCUGCAGUUGAACCUGUCGUCGGGGUUCUACACCGUCAUCGUCUUUUUCUUCGCCUUUCUCUGCUUCGUCCUUCUUUGGGGCUAUUGCCGCCGCGGCAGCAGCGGUCACCGGACUGCCGCCGCACUCCACGGCCACCGCCUUAUGCAGCAGCUGCAGCACCACCCCCACGGCCGCUUCUUCCCGACCGCGGCCUCGACGCCGCUGCCCUCGAUGCCGUACGGUAGCAUCAAGGGCGUGAGAGCGACGGAGACCGGUAAUCCCCCCGAAGACUGCGUCGUGUGCUUGACGAAGUUUGAGGAGGGGGAGGAGGUGAAGGUGAUCCCGACGUGCGCGCACGUGUUCCACCCGCAGUGCAUCGACCGGUGGCUCGCGCUGAACGACUCGUGCCCGCUUUGUCGGUGUUGCAGCAUAUCGGUCAGCGAGAUGGCCGCUACCGGAGGAAGUACGAAUGGUGGCGGUGGUGGUGGCGGUGGCGGUGGUGGUGGUGAAGAGGAAGAGAGAGAUGUUGUAAGGGAGGAGGAGGUGACAAUGGCCAUGGAACAGAUACAAAUGAUCACAGAGGAACGAGCGAGGCAAAGAACAAUCCCACUGCGCAGUAGAAGCAUAUGAUCAUCUCAAAUUAAACUUGCAAUGGUAAUGAAGUGUGUGUUUCACUAACUACAAAUUUUGACAACGCUCGUGUAUAUGACUUCCUCACUCUUUUAGUUUUUGGAGCUUUUAUUAUGAAAAAAACCUUAAAUAUAACUAUAAAUUGUAAGCUUAAAAACUUCAA
Messenger RNA from Ananas comosus (pineapple), 1068 nucleotides. RefSeq names its product E3 ubiquitin-protein ligase ATL6-like. Bases 216 to 905 code for a protein of 229 amino acids. The record is from RefSeq and is a predicted model, not a curated record. NCBI's taxonomy places the organism in Eukaryota, Viridiplantae, Streptophyta, Magnoliopsida, Poales, Bromeliaceae. The transcript has a single exon.